UUGCCAGUAGCAGCACUGGUUCAGACACCGUUCACAUUCAACAUUACCUUUCUCAGCAAUUUGAGCAACUUGUGUGUUGGAUCUGACCACACAUGCCAGCCUUUGCUAGCCUGCUCCUACCAUACUCUCGCACAUUCAUAAUGUACAGAGAGUCUGUCCACUUCCAUUUCCAAGCCUGAACUUCCUUGAAUGCGGAUUCUCUGUUAAUGUUUAAAACUAUUGGAUCUGCCCAGAGCCACUCAGAUCUGCCAUAACCAGUUUCUAACAUUUGGUCGUGACGUGACAUGCUCAAACUAGCGCACGACCUCAACAUCAUCGUUCUCAGCUACUCCCUCUGUUCAAUGAUUGGACCUGCACAUUUUUGUCUUGAGAAAACCUGCGAAUAUACCGCAGAUCCAGACUACGUAUGAAGUGAAAGAAAACUGAACGGAAGUCCGUAGGAAGGUGGAGCCAGGCUAAGCCUGCGCUCCCCAUGUGCAUCAAUGAGUGAACCUUGACCUCCCAUGACCCUGUCACUACUUUUCCUCCUGGGCCACAUUUGAUCCGGACAACUGCUGACUGGGAAACCCCACACUUCAGGGGGCACCUCAAGCCAGAAUCAUGAAAUCAGGAACUUUUUUGAACAUGUGAAAGUGCCUGUAUGGCUUGUGGGAAAGAACUGUUUAUCUGUUUUUGUCAUCACCGUAUGCCAUCUACGUAGUUGAGUAUGCAGACCUUGUUUUUUUUUUAUCUUGAUAUCUGUCAGGGUUUUUGCCAUCAUCUCCUUAUGUGUGUGUGUGUGUGUGUGUGUGUAUGUGUGUAUGUGUGUGUGUGUGUGUGUGUGUGUGUGUGUGUGUGUGUGUGUGUGUGCGUGUGCGUGUGCGUGUGCGUGUGUGUAUGUGUGUGUCCUGUGGUCCUGCAGCUAAGGAAUGCGAGAAACACGUUUGCAAAUGAUUUAUCUGAUCUUGACGAUCUGAUGUUGCCCAAAAGGACAACCCAAAAUCCACACGGUCACCUACCCUAGAGAUAUAUAUAAAUGAAGCAUCAUGAUCAGACUUCUCAGACCUCUCAACUGUGCUCAAUUCUGAAGGAUAUUACAUUACAAAAAAAGUUUCUUCUGAGUGUUUCUUCAGCAUUUACCAACUGCAUAGAGAUUGGAUCCUUCAAAAGGAAAAAUGUGGCCAAAGGCAGCUAUUGUGUUUGUGGUGAUACUUGCAUCACAUUAUACAAAGGCACAAACAACAAAUACUGCUGAAACUGGGAUGACACAAACAGCCAUGGACGGGACAACACAAGCAGCUGAAACUGGGGAAACACAAGCGACCAUGGACGGGGCAACACAAGCAGCUGAAACUGGGGAAACACAAGCGACCAUGGACGGGGCAACACAAGCAGCUGAAACUGGCGUAACACAAGCAACCAUGGACGGGGCAACACAAGCGACCAUGGACGGGGCGACACAAGCAACCAAGGACGGGGCAACACAAGCAGCUGAAACUGGCGUAACACAAGCAACCAUGGAUGGUGCAACACAAGCAGCUGAAACUGGCGUAACACAAGCAACCAUGGACGGUGCAACACAAGCAGCUGAAACUGGGGGAACACAAGCCACCAUGGACGGGGCAACACAAUCAGCUGAAACUGGCGUAACACAAGCGACCAUGGACGGGGCAACACAAGCAACCAUGGACGGGGCAACACAAUCAGCUGAAACUGGCGUAACACAAGCAACCAUGAACGGGGCGACACAAGCAACCAUGGACGGGGCAACACAAUCAGCUGAAACUGGCGUAACACAAGCAACCAUGGACGGGGCAACACAAGCGACCAUGGACGGGGCAACACAAGCAGAUGAAACUGGCGUAACACAAGCAACCAUGGAUGGGGCAACACAAGAAGCUGAAACUGGGGCAACACAAACAACCAUGGACGGGACAACACAAGAAGCUGAAACUGGGGCAACACAAACAACCAUGGAUGGGGCAACACAAGAAGCUGAAACUGGGGCAACACAAGCAACCAUUGAUGGUUCAACAUCCACGCAAGCAGACAGGGCAACACCAACACAAGCAGACGAGGCAACACAAGCAUCUGAAACUGGGGGAACACAAGCAACCAUUGAUGGUUCAACAUCCACGCAAGCAGACGGGGCAACACAAGCAGCUGAAACUGGGGCAACAGAAGCACCCACAGAUGGCACAACACAAGCAACUACAACUGGAGUAACACAACAAGCUACAACCGCAGGAACACAAGAAGCUACAACUAGAGUAACACAAGCAGAUACACCUGGAAUAACCCAAACAACUACAUCUGGAGUAACACAAUCAAACGCAACUGGAACGACAGAAUCAACCACAACUGAAGCAGUACAAUCCAACACGACUGAAGUGACACAAUCAACAACUACUAUAGCCACUACAACACCUAUACCUCAACCGGCUCCGGCUAUUAUUGUAUUUCGGGCUGUUAUUGCCAUAGUAUUUACGCCAGCUCUUAACAACCCUGAGAGCCCAGAGUUCCGGCAGGAGGCAUUACAGGUUGAAAGCGCAUGUGAUGUGAUCUACAGAGCACGUUAUGGUGCAUUGUUUGUGCAGACUAUUGUCAUAGCGUUCAGGCUGUCAACUCGUAACCGAAUGGACAACGUCGAGACAGAUGUUGAACUUGUCUUCAAUGCGGAGUCAACAGAACCCCUUCCUCAAAGUGACGAUGUGGUUGAUACCUUGGUUGCCGCAGUGGAAGACCCCAAUUCAGGCUUUGAUCUGCCUGUGGAUACUAGUUCCGUUAUUGUUACAAGUGCACCUCGCUCAACGGCCAUUCCUCAAUUCCGCACCAGUGAAACAUUUACUGCUGAUCUUGCCAACUCCAGUUCCGCUGCCUUCCAGAACAGAUCUUCACUCAUCAAAAGAGAGCUUGAGCCCUUUUUCACUGAAGACUUCCAACCAGAUUUCAUCAGCCUCACACCAAGAAACUUCAGCAAUGGCUCAAUCAUCCACUCGACGGACAUUACUCUGACUGACAAUGCCACAUUCCCCAGUGAUACGGAGAUAAUAGCUACUUUGAUUAGAGCUGAAAGGAGUGGAGCAUUGUCAUUUACCAUUAUCUCCAUCAAUGGCACAGAUGUACCACCAUUAACCACAACUGGACCACCACAAUCAAACACAACUCAAGUAACACAGUCAACCACAAAUGGAACAACACAAUCAACCACAAAUGGAACAACACAAUCGACCACAAAUGGAACGACACAAUCAACCACAAAUGGAACGACACAAUCGACCACAAAUGGAACGACACAAUCAACCACAAAUGGAACAACAGAAGCAGCCACAAACACAACUUCUUCACCUGCCACCACUAAUACAACUAAUACAACCACAUCUCCUACCACAACUAUAACAACCCAAGCCCCUACUACAACUACCCAAGGCCCUACAACAACAACCCAAGCCCCUACAACGACAACCCAAGCCCCUACAACAACAACUACUACGCCUACAACAAUCACAACAACCCAAGCCCCUACUACUUCAACCACCACAGCCACUACAAUUACCACAACUACAACUCGUCCGGCUCCUAUUAUUGAAUUGCGGGCUGUUAUUGUCAUCGUAUUUACGGAAGCUCUUACCAACUCCCAAAGCCCAGAGUUCCAACAGCAAGCACUAGCUGUUCAAAAUCCAUGUGAUGUGAUCUAUAAUGCACGUUACGGUACAUUGUUUGUGCGGACUAUUGUUACAGCGUUCAGGCUGUCUUCUCGUAACCGAAUGGACAAUGUUGAGACAGAUAUUCAGCUUGUGUUCAAUGCUGAUUCAACAGAACCUCUUCCUCAAAGUGACGAUGUGGUUCAAACCCUGGUUACCGCAGUGAAUUCAGGCUUUGAGCUGCCUGUGGAUCCUAAUUCCAUUGUUGUUACAAGUGCCCCCAUCUCAUCAACCAUUCCCCAAUUCCGCACUGAUGACACUUUUACUGCUAUUCUUUCUGACACCACUUCCAAUGCCUUCCGUGCCAGAUCCACACUCAUCAAAACAGAGCUUGAACCGUUUUUCCUUGAAGAUUUCCAAGAUUUCAUAAGCCUCACGCCAACAAGCUUCAGCAAUGGUUCAAUUAUUCAUUCAACAAACCUUACUGUGACUGCCGAUGGCGCAAUCCCCGAUGACACACAGAUUAUUGCCACAUUGACUAGAGCUGCGCGGAGUGGAAAGGUGUCAUUUACCAUCAUCUCCAUCAAUGGCACAGCGUUGUCAGCUGGUGAAGUCAGCAGCAGUGUUAACCUCCUGAGUGCCUGUGGACUCACCCUCAUAUCGCUCCUUGUGGCUCAACCCUGGUAGACCCAGAGAUCUCUCACUUUUAAACUUGUUCACAGAGAACCUACUGUCAUCAUGAAGUGGAAGUUUUUCACCUUCUCUGGCACUAUCUCAUCCCAUCACUAUUAGGGUAGAAAACUAUUUAUCUCAUAUCCCACUUACCUUGAAAUGUUGACAUUUUCUGAACAUGUAUAGUAUUACACUAUUUAAUAUAUUUUCAUAUAUAAUGUAAUACAAUGUUUACAUGUAUACUAUCAUACUUACUGUACAUUCUAAAUGGCCAAGAAAUGUGAUUAAGUAACUGUUUUUUAAUGUGUAAUCUACAAUUAUUUGACUAUGUAAAGCAAGCACUUGACAAACUAUUGCACAAUUAACACUUUGUGACUCAUUCCUUCUUGUAGUCCAUACAGAGAAUGUGUUUUGUUAAAUGUUUUGAUUAGUUUAUUAUUAUUAUUAAUAAUAAUAAUACUAACAAUAACAACAACAACAAUAAUAAUAAUAAUAAUAAUAAUAAUAAUAAUAAUAAUAAUAAUAAUAAUAAUAACAAUAAUAAUGUUGUUAUAAUUUCAUUAAAAUUUACUUUGUGAAUAGUUUGGGGAUCUACAGAACGUUCCCUCUGUAAGCCUGGCAAAAGAUGCACCUCAGGAAUAAUUGUGUUUGGCCAAGGAAAAGUUUAAUUGUGUCUAGAACAUUAGGACAGAACUGUGAAGCAGUGGUAAAUAUUGCAAGAUACUAUGAUUAAUCUCACUGCAUAAAAUUAAGAAACUGACCUCAAUUAAUUACCAAGUUGUUUAUCAGUUAUAGCAGGGUAGUUUCAAGGUAUAUAAGAAGAGAUACAUGAAUUGUGGUUGUGGUCAACAUCAACCAAACAGAUCAACAGAUUAUCAGUUAUCACUUUACCAAUACAGUUAGAGUCCAGGUAUUUCCCUGUGAUCCAGGAGGGUCAUAAUAUUGCUUGAAGCCCCCAGAAGGGCGAAAUCAACCGAGACCAUCCGGCAGCUAAAAACAGAUUUUGCAUAAACAGGGACACGAUGAUUACAAGGGAUUCUGCCAUUAUGGAGAACUUUCCACCGAUGUCGGUAUGCAAAUUCCAGCCUUGCACAUCUAGCCUUUGUGUGUGUGUGUUUUUCAAUUAUGAAAAAUUGUUGAUGCAGAGUUGACUGUUUACACAUCGUAUUAUUAUAGGCAACCUGAAAGGACAAUGAUAAUAAGGUCUUUGGCAAGCCCAUGCAAAUGUUCAAUAAUGUCUUAAAGGAAUAGUUCGGUAUUUUACACUUUAAGCCCGUUUUCUGUAUUGCCUAGCAUGAAAACGAGUGUUAGACACCGAAAUUUCGAUGAUUGAGCCUGUUUCUGGAAUUUGGCAGCUUUAGAAUAGAGCUCUGCAUGGUAUGGUAUUUAAAAAUGUGCAGCUCACCGAGUGGUUACUGGUCUUCAACAAUCUUCUAUAGCAAAUUUCGCAAUGAAAUUCAAAUUCUCUUGUGUUAUAUUAGGCACACACGGUUGAAAAAGUACUUCCGAAAUUUCGAAAAUCCCUGAUAACAGAUGACAGAAGCUGUAUUUUGCCAAGAAAUAUAUUCCCUCCAUAUGAAUGGUUGCCAUGCAACAACGAGACGCAGCCACUCUUUUUCAAACUUUUGUGCUAGUUUUGUGCUAGCGCAUUACUAGAACGAAAUGCAGUCAAGGUGUGUGUUUAUCAUCCUAUAUACAACGGCAUAUUCAGCCAAUCAUAAUCAAGGACCGGAACUAUCCGUUUUAAAAAAACGCAACAGAGUGAAAGGAGGAUGAAAUGAAGGCCAGGCCAGAACAGGUUGAAUUGAGACUCCGUAAUGCAAUCAUUUCACGCCACAAUAGUGAUGCAUGAGCAUCUCAAUCUCAAGCACCCCGGAGGUGCUAUCUAAUGUUGGUGAUGAUGGGUAUAUUUUAGCGAUUAACUAUUUCAAUGAUUGAUGGCUUUGUGUCAAGUAGCUAAAAUUUUAGAUUCUUGCACUUAUGUUUACGUAUCGGAAAAUAAGUUGUCAAGGAUGAAUGUUAUCAUGCUAGCUAACAUAUUGCAAUAGAACAGUGAAUGAUAGGACUAGCUUUAUUCUUUCUAACUUUUGUUCAUUUCAAUAAUGCUAAGCGUGUUCAUUCUGCAUUUAGCAAGAUCAAACUAUGAUAAGGUGGCUUACAGCUUUUUUAGUAGCACAAACACAUUUUUGGCUUACUUGCAUAUUUGCGCAUUAUACUUUAUUUAACAGAUUACUUACACUUUAAUUUGUGUUAAUACAUAUUUAUUUAUUGAUUGAUUUUUUGGGGAGGGUAUCAGACAAAUCUAUAUAUUAGAAAUUAGAAUGAGCAUUCCUGGGGACUCAUGACUGUGAGUUAACCAACAUUAUGGUGCAUGGUGAUGGGCAUGACCUUGAAAUAAUUGAUCCCGGAUAACCAAUCACAUUGAUAAGGAUUUCCUAACGUUCCUUAACUUUACUAACUGACAAUGAAGAACAUUAGCACUCAAGAAACAAUGUAUUUAGGCCUACCUUUGCUGUAAAUAAAUGAACAAAUUCUUCUGA
Molecule: messenger RNA, 6835 nt
Organism: Sardina pilchardus (European sardine)
Lineage: Eukaryota; Metazoa; Chordata; Actinopteri; Clupeiformes; Clupeidae
Product: mucin-5AC-like
Exons: 15
Coding region: 1155-4310 (1051 amino acids)
Source: RefSeq, a predicted model, not a curated record